This is a messenger RNA of Ustilago hordei, 3915 nucleotides long. RefSeq lists its product as uncharacterized. Lineage: Eukaryota; Fungi; Basidiomycota; Ustilaginomycetes; Ustilaginales; Ustilaginaceae. Gene Ontology annotation, molecular function: protein binding; catalytic activity. The coding region runs from base 1 to 3915 and encodes 1304 amino acids. The record is from RefSeq and is a predicted model, not a curated record. The transcript has a single exon. Gene Ontology annotation, cellular component: elongator holoenzyme complex. Gene Ontology annotation, biological process: tRNA wobble uridine modification; biosynthetic process.
AUGGCGCCACAAGCAUCCGUCUCCUACAUAUCGGCGGCGUUCAACCGCGCCAAUCACAUUGCUGAUUGGGCCGAUGCUCCUCAUAGCAUUGUCGCAUAUGCUGCCAACAAGUCGAUUGCCAUCUGGGACAAGCCAGGACACCCUUCCUCUCCUGGAGUGACUCAGCUUCUCGCGACAGGAUUCUGCAAAUCGAUCACAUCGCUCAAGCUUGCAGACUUGCCAUCUCUAUCAUCAUACCCAUGCAUCGUCGCUGGAUCAGCCGAAGGAUCGAUAGCUAUUUGGACACUUCGCGAGGACGGAAAAUGGGCAAAAGUGCAUAUGAUCAAAGGAGCGCAUCAGGGAUCUGUCUCGGCUCUUGGAGUUGUUCGCUCUCACGCGACACUAUCGCUGGGAUCUGUGGUCGUUUCGGGUGCUUCUGAUGGUCUGCUCAAAGUGUGGUCGCUUUCGGCUCAUCGAUCACAGGCUCCUUCGGUGGUGCAAACUAUCGAUCUGAAAGGUCGUUUCCCUCUCGAUCUCUCAUUGCUUCCAUUACCGAGCACACAAAUCGAUGCGCAGUCCUCACUUCAUUUGCUGAUGGCUUUGGCCACUACCACCAACAAGAUCGAUAUUUAUGCAUCCGGCACCGCGUCGAAGGACAACGCCGAGUUUUGCGAAUUCCAGCACAAGCUAUCGCUCGAAGGUCACGAGGACUGGGUCAAGUCGCUUGACCUCUGCACCACAUUCACCGACGCUGAUUCGGACCACAACAUCGAUACCGUCAUGCUCGCCAGUGGGUCCCAGGAUGCCAGCGUGAGGCUGUGGAAGAUUGCUCCAGCACAGCAGGAUCAGGCGUCGUCAGCUCAGCAAUCACCAACAAGUUCCAGCAAGGGCGACAACUUUGAAGAGAUGGUUUCAAAGAUCGAAUCGGACAGAAGCACAAAGGCUGGUGAAAUUUCUACUCGUGCCCAUCCUUUCUCUGUCACAGGUCAAGGUGGAUCAACUCAGACUUGGGUUGUUACCUUCGACGCUUUGCUUGUUGGACACGGCAACUGGGUCACCGGUGUUCAAUGGCAUCCAGCUGUGAUAUGCAAAAAUGGUAAAGCACGGCAGCAACCAGCUGCACUUCUUUCUUCUUCCGCUGACAACAGUCUCAUCUUGUGGACUCCCUAUGGACCAUCUUCUGACGCAUCUUCCAACUCACCCUUCCCUGCCUUUGAUGGUGCCCUUCUCUCCACUGGAGGCGCACGACGUGCCCGUGGUCCGACCUCUCAUCAUCUCGCCUCCUCUGUUUGGAUGCCAUCUCAACGUUUUGGUGAGGUUGGUGGGGCUAGUAACCUUGGGUUCUUUGGUGCACUCUGGAUGCUGCCUGCAUCUUCCAUUUCGGCUGCAAUUGAUCCACAACAGCCCAUAUCCAGUGUUAUUGCCCAUGGCUGGGGUGGUUCUGCACACAUCUGGACCCUUGCCGCGCAAAAAACAGCUUCAUCAUCAUCUUCUCAGCCACAGUGGCGAGUAACAGAUCCAGUCACAGGUCACUUUGCAUCUGCCAGAUCCGUCGCUUGGGAACCUUGCGGAGAAUACCUACUCAGCUGUUCCGAUGACCAGACCACACGACUGCACGCUCGACCCAUGCAGAGGCAAGGCCAAUCGCUCAACGUAGAUUCAGCGACCUGGCACGAGGUCGCACGUCCACAGUCGCACGGCUACGACCUCCACUCGGUCUCUUGGCUCGAUCGACUCAAUUUCGUCUCCGCCGCCGAUGAGAAGGUUCUACGUGUAUUCUCGGCUCCUCGUGGGUUUGUUGGUACGGCAGGCAGGAAUGGACUCCUUUGUGCGACUCUAGGAUCCGAACAGGAGUCGAGGUCAGCCUCUCGUCCUGUUACUGGAAGAAAUGCUCUGCUCCAUCUCGAGAUCGAUGAGGCAGCAGGCUUGCUCGAGUCAGCAAAGAGGCACGGCGACUUGAUUAAGCAGGCUGUGGAGAAAUGCUGCCACCAGCAGAGUGAUUCUGUCACGGCUAUCGUUUCGUCUAGCCGUUUCGAGAAGCCUUUCAAGGGUCUCAGCUUCAAGAAUAUCGAGCUAUACCUCAAAUGGCUUUACGGACAGGCAUGGGCUGUUGCCAUCCAACGUGGCCUCAUGCUCGCCAACAUCACCGUGCUCUUGGUCCCAGAUACUUCGCUCGACAACGUUGCUCGCCGCUUGAGCUCAUCCGAUGCGGAGGUUCUGCAAGAUGCGACCAUGAGUCAGGGCUCGGUGGCUACUUGGCAGCAACUUGGUAUCAGGACCGCGUCGUUGGACUCCAACCUGACUUUGAAGGAGGACCACGAGGCUGUUGGUCAGGACGAUGGGAAAGGUCUAAUUACCUAUCCUGUUGCGGCUCUUGGCGGCACGUUUGAUCAUCUUCACGUCGGACACAAGAUUCUGCUCACCAUGGCAUCACUCAUUGCCCAACGCAAGAUUAUUGUCGGUGUCACUGACGACGCCAUGCUCACCAAAAAGUCCAACGCGAGUCUCCUCGAGCCCAUCGACGAGCGUAUCGCCACUGUCAAUGCAUUCAUCAGUCUCGUCCGCUUGCCUUUCGCGCCUCUCAACCAGUGCGUGGUUAAGCUGGAAGACGUUGCCGGCCCUGCUGCGGCGGAAGCCGAUCUGCAAGCGCUCGUGGUCACUGACGAGACACUCUCUGGUGCUGAAUUCAUCGAUGGUAAGAGGAAAGAGAACGGAUUGUCUUGCUUGGAGAAUUGGGUCAUUGGCGUCGUCGGCAGCGAGGGGCAGACCGAACUCAAGGGUGAUGCUAAAGCUUUGGCAGAAAGCAAGAUCGGUAGCACUGCUAUAAGGAAGUGGCUUGCAGAACAGGGACCUCGCCGUGUGCAGGCUUUGGAGACGGUCAAGAGGCAUCACGUUUCCUACCAGCUGCGUUUGACGAAAGGAAGCGAAGCAGGAGGGAGACGUAAGUCAGGCUAUGACAAUGUCCCAUCGCGUCCUGUUGGAGCUAGUGUACCUCCUCUCGGUUUGUCGAACAGGGCUGUGUUCGAAGGGUCCACGAUCGAAGAAGCGCCCUCGGCAAGUGGACAGCCUAUCGGCACGGCCAAAGAGAGUCUUUCUGCUGUCUUGGGUCAGCCUCCUUCUGAGGAACAGCUCUCUGUCGAGACAUUGUGGCCCGAGCUGGAAAAGCUGUACGGGCAUGGAUAUGAGCUGCUUUGGGUCAGCGCCAAUCCUCCUAACCCAGUGGAUGGGGGUCGCACCACCACAGGCGGGCGAUUUGUCGCUUCGUGCUGCAAAGCGACCAGUGAAGAUCACGCUGUGGUGCGUAUCCACGAUCGCCAUCAGAAUUGGAAGGAGUGCGCUGUGCUCCAAGGUCAUUCGCUCAGCAUCACGCGCGUUCAGUGGAGCAUGGACUCGCGCUUUGUGCUGACCUGCUCAAGAGAUCGAAGUUGGAGAAUGUACGAAAAGGUUGCUGCUUCAGGCGAGGAUGGCCAAGUACGCUUUGUGCCUUUUACUGGAGAGCGUUCGCAUGCCCGAAUCAUCUGGGACUGCGCUUGGUCUAGCGAUGUAUCAAGAUGCUAUGUUUUUGCGACAGCUUCGAGAGAUAAGACGAUCAAAAUUUUCCAGCUUGAACUCGGGGGAAAGCAAGACGAGAAGCGGUUCAAGUUGUUGCAAACGGUCAAAUUCAACCAAGCAGUGACGGCGAUUGCUUUCGGAGUCGAUCUGGUGCUUGCUAUCGGCAAAGAAGAUGGUGAGGUGGAGAUCUUGCAGCGCAAGGCAAAUGAAGAUGGUGAAGCAACAGAAGAGUGGGUUACAACGCUCAAGGUGCAAGACAUGGCAUCAGAGCAAAUCAACCAACUUGCUUUCCGACCGCCGGUGCUGGAUGAUGGCGAUGAUGCGAUUCUUGCUUCUGCUUCUGAAGAUGGGAUUGUGCGCUUGACAAGAGUUUCUGGCCUGUAG